This is a messenger RNA of Spirodela intermedia, 5077 nucleotides long. NCBI's taxonomy places the organism in Eukaryota, Viridiplantae, Streptophyta, Magnoliopsida, Alismatales, Araceae. The record is from the annotation of a GenBank genome assembly.
AUGUCUCCCAUCCCGGAUCGGGUACAUGCUUCGACGUCCCUCAUUCCUUUCCUUGACGGCGACUGUAGAGAGCUUUCUCUCUCCAUCCCAAAGCACAUCACAUCUUGACAAUAGGAAUGUCCUAUCCAAAAUCGACAGGUGCAGGUCGGAAAUUCUCCAUUAUACAAGGUAGAGAGAAUGUUGGGUGCAGGAGGUUUUGGGCUGGUCUACAUUGGACGAAGGGUGGCUGGUGGAUCUCAGGGCGAUGGGCCCAAUGCCUUUAAGGUUUAGUUUCAACCUCCCAUCACUCCUGCCAAGGGAAUCUUUAAAUACUGCUGUUUUAUGUUGUCUCUUUCAUUUUCCUGCGGUGGGUGUAGGUAGCACUGAAGUUUGAGCAUAGAAAUAGCACGGGUUGCAGAUUUGGCCCCCCAUAUGAAUGGCAAGUUUAUGAGUAAGAAGACACCCCCUACUGCUCUAAUUUAUUACGUAUUGUGUCGAUCUAAAACUACGUUCUUCAUCUGACUUUGUGAAUAUGGUUUUAGCCAUCUCAAGGGAUGCUAUGGAUUGCCUAGGGUGCACUACAAGGGCCGCCAAGGAGAUUAUUUCGUCAUGGUUGGCGUAGAGUCUUUCAUUUUAUUGUUUCCUCGAAUUAUGUUUUUUAUUGAAAGCUAAUUAUGAUAUUGUUGAUGAUGAUUGCUGCAGAUCAUGGACAUCCUUGGACCAAGUCUCCUGGAUGUGUUCAUAUCCAUUGGGCAAGUGUAAGAAAAUAAUCUUGACUUCAUAUUCAAAGUCAAUAUUCUGUUGAGAAUUGUGCUAUUGAGUUUGACUAACUCCUUGGACAGAAUGCCACCAAAUAUGGUGGCUUGUAUUGCUGUGGAGGCAAUAUCCAUCCUUGAGAAGCUACACCAAAAAGGGUACGUAUGGCUUUGUGGCAGUGUGAUAUUUUUUCAAUUAAAUUUUUGCAAAGGUCACAGUAAUCAAUUCAUUGCUCCCUUGUGCACUCCCCUCCCUCCCUCCACCCACACAAAAAAAAAAACAUGCCAGGUUUGUGCAUGGAGACGUCAAGCCAGAGAAUUUAUUGUUGGGUAAACCCGGAAGCUCAGGGGAGAAGAAGCUUUUUCUCAUCGACUUUGGGCUGGGUAUGUUGCUGCAUUCCAAUCACUUCUUGUUUUCACCUUUCGCACCUAUUGAUUUUAGAGUAGGGUUUGUUUUUCCAAGUAUAUAAACAAAUUCGUCUUGACUGAGAAGUCCCUGUCUGUAUCAACAUCAGUGAUAUUUUUGUGCUUUGUUCAGAGCCUGUACAAAUGCUAAUUGGUGUCAUUAAUAUUUUAAUCAGCUUCAAUGUGGAGGGACAGUUUGUCAGGCCAGCAUGUCAGCUUAUGCCAACAGCCAGAUAAUUUCAGGUUUUUUGGGAAACGAUAUUCUAUUUUUUCCCUAAAUUCUUAGCUAAGAGGAGGAUUCAUAAAAUCUUACCCCUACCUUACUAUCUAUCUCAUGUUCCCUAGGGGCACAACACGAUAUGCAAGCGUCCAUGCACAUUUAGGCCUCACAGCGAGUAGAAGAGAUGAUCUUGAGUCAUUGGCCUACACUCUGAUUUUUUUGAUUAAAGGAAGGCUGCCGUGGGAAGGCUAUCAGGUUUGCUUUCACCUCUACUUGUACAUGUUCUCCCAUCUCUUUGAUUGAUCACUUGCUGAUUCUUAUGCCAACUAUGUAGGGGAAUGACAAGAGGUUUCUAGUCUUCAUGAACAAGACUGUAACCUCCCCCGAGACGCUGUGUGGUGGCUGUCCCCCUCCUUGUGCACAAUUCCUUGAAGCAGUGAAGAAGAUACAAUUUGUUGAGCAGCCCACCUACUCGAAGCUCAUUUCUCUUUUUGGAAGCUUGAUAUGCCCCCCCUGCACCCUGUUAAAGACCAUUCGGAUUGAUGCAAUUUUGAAGGUGGUUGCAAACAUGACAUCACUGAAAUUACCUCACAUAUUUUUAUUUUAUGUCAGAUGGUUUUAUCUCUUUUUCAUGGCUCUAUCAUCUGUUGUUAAAUAGGCUGACCAUGUUUCCAACAGGUUCACCAAAAACGUGGAAGAUUGCAGGUAAAUAAUGAAGAAGAUGAGUGUCAUAGAAAGAAACGGAUAAAAUGUUUGAUUGAUGACAGACCAUGACCAUGUACAUGUAAGAAUAUAAAUAAAAUCUGUAAAGUGCCAAUUGAGAAAACAUAAAUCUCAUGACUAAAUUAUUUAUUAUUAUUGUUAUUAUUUAUUCAUAAAGAAAACGAUAGUUUAAAAGCCUGAUAUUAAGGGCAUGAAUAUAAUACUUUUUUAAUGUAAUCAUAGCUAUUGAUAAAGGUGUGUAAUUAAUAUUUAUGCAAAAACAGAAACUAUAUCAAUCAAUGAUAAUAAUACAAGACAACCAUUUAGAGGGCGUGAGUAUAAGUAGUAUAAUAUCAUAGUUACUCUUGCUAGGAAUAUGUAUCAUUUAUUGCCAACAUUUAAACUUUAGAAAUGUUUUGUACCUACUAUCUAUUCACCUUGGAAAUGGCACCACUUUGGAUGUAACCUAUUGAGUACAGGAAUAUAAUAUGUUUAAGUACAUUCACACUUACAAAUUAUCAGAAAUAAUUAUUAGACCGAUAAAUGUAAAUUUUAUGCAUAAAUAAUGAAUAUUACUUUUUUAUAAGAAAGCUGGCACAUAAAAAUACAGUAUUAAAGGGAAGAAAUCUAAUAUUAUUUCAUACAAUCAUAAUGAUUAGUUGCAAUGAAUAAUUACUAUAGUUUACCAAAAUGAAAAUUUUAUCAGUAAAUAAAUGAACACUACAAGUAUUGGAUUAAAUGGCACGAAUUUGAUAGUUUAGGUUAUAUUUAUAAUUACUAAUCAUUAUGAUUAAUAUUAUUUAUUAGAAUAUGUAAAGUUAUGAAGAAAUAAGAAUUAUGUAUUGGAAGCUUAUGUGUCCACCAAAGGACACACAUCCACCCCAUAAUGUGUUUAGAACCACAUGUAGUCCAAAACUGAAAGUAAUGUAAUGUCGUAAUUAGUUCCCAUCAUAGUAAAAGUAUGAUUUCUUUAGUGAUGAUCUAAAAAUUAAGAAGCAUCUAGAUUCAUAGAAGAUUGGGUAUAUAAAGAGGAGUUUGAAAUAAAAGUCACAUAGUUAUGCUUUGUAAUGUUUUCAAUUUGAAAAGCAUAUCUUGACAAAGUUAAAUCUUAUAUGAUUCACAUGAAUGAAUGUCAUCGUAUAUACUUUUUAUACAUUGCACCCUCUAGAUGUUUUCCUAAACUUGAAGAAAAAUGUACUCAUCGUCAAAUCUUGAUUCAUUCCAUUGAUGAGUGGAAAAUGAAUUUCUUGUCUAAACUAAGACUUUAAGCAUAAGUAGGAAGUUAUUGUAUUAACAAGUGUGCCGACCAUCACAUUUAUGAGGAUGAUGAAUUAAUCAUGGAAACUAUUUAUUGAAAAAAAUUAUUAUCUAUUAUCUAUUUUGACUGUAGUCUAAUGUACAAUUGUAAUUAAGAGUUACAUAAUUCUAUAUGCGACCCCUAUUAAAUGUUUUUGAGCCAAAUCUAUAUUGUAUAUAAAUUUGUAUAUAGUUUUACACAUAUAAAAUGAGAUUUUUGCCUUUUUAAGAGUACACGUACAAUAUUUUCAAGUAAAUUGAUAAUAUUUUCAAGUACAAUAUUUUUACCUUUAUUAUUUGUUAAUAUAAUGUCUUUUUUUAUCAUAAUAGAAAACCACUGAUAAGUUUUCAUUAUCAUGAGUUAAUAAUUAGUAAAUAAUAUAUUUUUAACCUUAUCUCAUGAUAAAUAGACUUAUAUUUCUAUUAAAUUUUUAAAAAAAGUUUUCAAUGGAUUAAUGUGAUUUUUUUAGCUAAUUAAAUAAUUUUGUAUGUAUUUAUAUGAUUUUUAUAAUCCUAUUUUUUAAAAUAAAUCAAGAAAAAAAAUAAAAUAAAAAUAUAGCAAAAAGAGGGGACCCAUCAGCCAACUAGGCCUACAAGUAGGUCAGAAGGGUAGUCGGGGGGAGCCACAAGCAAGGGCUUGGGUGACUAGGACCAAUGGAGCCAUGUGUGCGCCACUCCCUUUCCACGUCACCGGUGGCCAGCCAAGACUGAGGCAAAGAGUGGUUGUACAUGUGAGAGAAAUAUACUCAUUACUUGUUGAUGUGACUCAGUCAUUGUAUAUUAAAUCACGCAAAUCUAAAAUUUAUAAAACUAGAAAAUAUGAAUUUUUGGAUAUUUAGAAGUAUUUCUAAAUAAAUAUAUCAAUUAUAAUUCAAUAAAACUUUCAUAAAUAGCAAUAAUUUUAUAAGUCAGGCAUAGAGAUAUAAUAUAAUAUCUGGUAAGUAUUCAUAAUUUUUCUCAAUGAAUAUGAUUUUCUAUAAAUUUUAUACUAAGAAAUAAAAAGAAAAUAUAUUUAAAAUUCACAAAAAAGGAAAAUAAGGGUGCGGAUGUCAAGAUGACAUCAGCGCCCUGCAAAUACGAAUCGAGUAGAAAUAGAAUUCCGCCCAAAAAUUCUUAUGUAAGUGAUUAUAGAUGAUUUAAUUAAUCAAAUUAAGAUCUGUAAAAGCCAAAAGAAUCAUAAUAGAAUGAAGUAUAUUUUGGUAAAUUAAAAUCACAAAAAUUAUCACUAAUUUUUAAUGAAGCGUAAAGUAAGUUGAAAGUAAGAAAAUAGAGUUCCGAUGUCACGACGACGAUGCAUCGACAAUACAUUGGAAUCUUGAGCAUUGGGGAGGAUCGUUGUGUAAUGUCCACAACCUCGAAAGCUCUCCUUGGACAAAAACAAUGUGGGCAAUCUCUAAAUCUCCUUGCGAAGUCUAGAGAUCAAUGAAGUGGGUCGUCGAAUCGUCGCUGGCAGCUGUCACCCGGCGAAGUAGAAAAACGGCAACUUUGUGGCUCUCUAGUGACUAUCACUCGACAGAGAGGAGCUAGAUGGAGGUGGGGCAUGUGUCAGGGAGCUUCAUCCUCAGGUCUGCGUAGCAAGAGGAGGCUCUUCAUCGCAUCUGGUAUGCUCUCAAGAAGUGGCGACUCGUCUCCCAACAGAUCGUCCUCUUCCCAACGACGGCUUGUUCGUCAAUCAAUCGGAGAUGCUUUACUCGAUAGAUUUGCAAUCCUUUUAUCGUGA